CCCUCCCUCCCAUUUUGGUACUCCAAUUUCCCCUCUCUCCCCAGCGUCCACGCGCUUUCGGAUCAUGGCUUUGUCUGCCUAUCCGCGCCCCCUAACCUGAUCAUGUUGCAUCUCUCAAUGCGUCAAUGAUAGUUCUUCAACUCGAUUGUCACACUUGUCCAACCAAAACCACCUCCAUAACACUAUCCGGGUCCCCUUUACCCGCCGUCUGAGCGAGAUGCCCUCCGACAACCCUUCGGUCGGCGAAUCAGCCCCCGAUCUCGAGAUCGUGGGCAACAAAGUCACCAUCCACCCCAGCGGCGUCACCGGCGGCCCGGAACCCCAGGAUGAUCAGAUCCCCGAGCGCAAUCUCGUCCGCCACAUGGCGCGGUUCCGCGAGAACCCCUUCGACUUCCUCCGCGAAGUCAGUCUCUACAUGUCCGGCACGGGCUGGCGCGCCUACAACGAUGUCAUCGGCCAGCCCAUCUUCUACCCGGGCUUCUCCGACCGCAUGAAGUCCCGCAUUCUUGCCAGCCCGCUGCUCCAGGGCAAAGUGAAGGAGCUGGCCGAGCUGCGCCUGGCCGUCGAGGAGAAGGAGGGCUUGUUGGAUGUGAACCCUGGGCCGCGGGAAGCCAAGAAGAUUCAUCGCAGAAACGAGCUUGAGGCUCAUUUGAAGGAAGUGGUCGACUCGAUGCUGGAUAAUAUGAUUUGCAAGAUGGAGAGCAAGAGGUUUAUUCGCGGAGCGUACUACGUGGCUACGCAGCUGCUGACCAGGGCUUAUCAUCAGGGCAUUCACGUAUCCAGCGAGGAGGUCCUUCGCUUGAGAUCCGUGGCGGAAGAGGCCGCGCGGAAGAAACGGUCCAUCGUGUUCCUGCCCUGCCACAAGUCCCACGUGGACUAUGUGUCGCUGCAGUUGAUCUGUUAUCGUCUGGGUAUUGGGCUUCCGGUGGUGGUGGCGGGCGACAAUCUCAACUUCCCGCUGGUGGGCCCAUUCUUGCAGCAUGCCGGUGCGAUGUGGAUUCGGAGGAGUUUUGGUAAUGAUCCGCUUUAUAACACCGUCGUGCAGGCGUAUAUCGACACGCUUCUACAGCAGGGGUUCAAUUUCGAGUGUUUUAUCGAAGGUGGGCGAUCCCGAACGGGGAAGCUUCUGUCGCCCAAGUUCGGGAUCCUCAGUUUUAUUCUGGAUAGCGUACUGUCGGGCCGUGUGGAGGACACGAUCAUCUGCCCUGUCAGUACACAAUAUGACAAGGUCAUCGAGACUGAGUCCUACAUUAGCGAGCUCCUGGGUCAGCCGAAACGGAAGGAAAACCUGGCGGAUUUUCUUUCGUCGUCUUCAGUCUUAUCAUUGAAGCUUGGUCGGGUAGACGUUCGCUUCCAUGAACCAUGGAGCUUGAAAGAGUUCAUCACCCAGCAGUUGACGCGGCUGCCUGAUCCGAUCGGCGACAUCGGAAGCCAGAAGCUAAGCACUGCCGAGAGAGGCCGCGUUUUGAGAUCAUUAGGGUAUAGGGUCCUGUCUGAUAUCAAUAAUGUAUCUGUCAUGAUGCCUACUGCGCUGGUCGGAACGGUCCUACUGACUCUGCGUGGUCGCGGUGUGGGCAAGGGAGAGCUUGUCCGACGGGUCGAAUGGCUCUGUGAACGGGUCCGAGCCAAGGGAGGCCGCGUCGCGCACUUUUACCGAUACCCUACUGAAGUUGUUGUGGACCGCGCGUUGGAAGUUCUGGGGCCGCAGAUUGUCGGUAAGGUGGCAGGGCUGGUGGAGUCGACGUACUAUGCGGUCGACCGCUUCCAGCUCUCCUUCUACCGCAACAUGACGAUCCAUCUCUUCAUCACCGAGGCCCUGGUCUCGGCGGCGAUGUACACGCGAAUCAAACAAGGCGGCGGGCCGUCCUACCAGCGAAUGUCAUUCCCUGACCUCUUGAAUCAGGUCUCCUUCCUCUCCCAGCUUUUCCGCGGCGAGUUCAUCUUCCCUCCCGAAGGACUGACGACCAAUCUCGACAAGACCCUCCGGGGUCUGGAGAAAGACAACGUGAUCACCGUCAGUCGCGAUCCAUCGGGCAACCCGCUUACUGUUGAGCUCAGCGAGGCGGAGCGCCAAUGCGGACGCGAGAACUACGACUUCUACUGUUUCCUCAUCUGGCCGUUCAUCGAAGCCUGCUGGCUGGGUUCUGUCUCGCUGUUGGGGCUCACGCCUCCGUCUGACUUUCCCAAAGAUGUCUGGAUUGAUCUGGGCAAAGCACAAGACAAUGCCCAGCUUCUCGGCAAAACGCUGUACCACCAAGGCGACCUCUCCUACUUCGAAGCCGUCAACAAAGAAACCCUGAAGAACUCGUACCAGCGCUUCGCCGAAGAAGGAAUCAUCCACAUCGCCAGAAGCAAGGAAUCCAAGGCCUCGUCCGUGCGGCUGGCGCCGGAGUGGACUCCGGAGCGCGACCCGGCAACUGGCCAGGUCCUCCCGCGCGGUCGACUGUGGGACUUUACCGAGUUGAUCGCGCAAUCCCGCCGGGAGGGGAAAAACCGCCGCGACGGUGCAACGGUUUCGUCGCGGGUGAUGCGCAUGUCCGACCUCGUGGGGCGGAAGUUAUUCGAGGACGCGACUGGGCCGACGCCGGCGGAGGAGGUGGAUUUCUCGGUGCAGCAGGUGAGGCGCAAGGCGAUUGCGCCGGCGGCGAAGUUGUGAUGUGAAGCGGGGGGUAGUUCUGUGAGUGGUGGAGCAUAGAGGUUUUAUACCCGUGGGUUUUGUUUGGAUUGGGUUGUGCCUACGUAAGGAUGUACUGUACAGACAUUCGGUCACAUCAGUCAUUCCAGCAACCUGGAUGUUGAGAUAUAUGUACUUCAAUGGUGGAUGUUCUGGACCGAGUCACGACUUGAUUGCAAAACCAUGCCAGUGGUGGUCCUGCACGUAUGAUGAUAGAUUCCGAUCCGGUGCAUCUUGUGAUAUCCUUGACCAAUGUCUAAGAUACUCGCACAGCUGGCCAUGAGUACGAUACCAGAAGCAAGUUCUGAGCGUUCCCCGCAUAACUCAUUAUAACUGAAUGCAGUGCUGUUGAGUCAGUGCUCCUGGCCA
Messenger RNA from Aspergillus saccharolyticus JOP 1030-1, 3043 nucleotides. Its product is annotated as lysophospholipid acyltransferase family protein. The coding region runs from base 218 to 2656 and encodes 812 amino acids. Gene Ontology annotation, cellular component: mitochondrial membrane. The record is from RefSeq and is a predicted model, not a curated record. The transcript is spliced from 7 exons. Lineage: Eukaryota; Fungi; Ascomycota; Eurotiomycetes; Eurotiales; Aspergillaceae.